This is a messenger RNA of Asparagus officinalis (garden asparagus), 1305 nucleotides long. Its product is annotated as RHOMBOID-like protein 3. The record is from RefSeq and is a predicted model, not a curated record. Gene Ontology annotation, cellular component: membrane. Lineage: Eukaryota; Viridiplantae; Streptophyta; Magnoliopsida; Asparagales; Asparagaceae. Gene Ontology annotation, molecular function: serine-type endopeptidase activity. Bases 133 to 990 code for a protein of 285 amino acids. The transcript is spliced from 5 exons. Gene Ontology annotation, biological process: proteolysis.
AUAAAAAAUAAAAAAAAUAAAACAAACCUUUUCUCGUCGAUUUCUCAAGCCCUAAUUUUAAAAAAUCAUGUCCAACUUCGAUCUCGAGCGCGGGAAGCGUCCGCCGGCGGCGACGGCGGCGGGCUCGUGCCGAUGAUCGUCGUCGCCAACGUCGCCGUGUUCGUCGUUGUCAUGGGGAUCAACAAUUGCCCGGCGCACGAUAGCACCGACCGCUUUGGUUCUUGUGUUGCUCCUUUUCUCCAUCGGUUCUCCUUUCAGCCGCUGAGGGAGAACCCCCUCUUUGGCCCUGCGUCGUCCACCUUGGAGAAGAUGGGAGCGCUUAAAUGGGACAAAGUGGUCCAUCAUCAUCAAGGCUGGAGGCUUGUCACAUGUGUCUGGUUGCAUGCAGGAGUCGUACAUCUGUUGGCAAAUAUGCUAAGCUUGGUUUUCAUUGGAGUCCGCCUUGAGCAGCAAUUUGGAUUCAUUCGGAUUGGCGCAGUUUACCUUAUUUCUGGACUCGGUGGCAGUGUCCUUUCAUCUCUAUUUAUUAGGAACAGUAUCUCUGUUGGUGCUUCUGGUGCAUUAUUUGGGCUUCUUGGUGCAAUGCUAUCAGAACUUUUUACAAACUGGACUAUCUACACAAACAAGGCUGCAGCCCUUUUCACCCUUCUAGUGAUCAUCGUGAUCAACUUGGCUGUUGGAAUAUUGCCGCAUGUUGAUAAUUUUGCACAUCUUGGAGGAUUCCUGACAGGGUUCCUUCUAGGCUUUGUUUUAUUGAUGCGACCACAGUUUGGCUGGAUCGAACGCAGGAACCUUCCUCCUGCCAGCCAGGUUAAAUCCAAGCACAAGGCGUACCAGUAUGUACUAUGCGUGAUUGCACUUUUGUUGCUGAUAGUAGGAUUUAUUGUUGGUUUGGUAAUGCUAUUUCGAGGAGAGAGUGGUAACGAUCACUGCCACUGGUGUCACUAUCUCAGUUGUGUACCAACAUCAAGAUGGAGUUGCGGGAACUGAAGAGCAACUAUGCUCUCUCUUUAUCAUACCGAAGAGGAGGAGAAAAAUCCUGCUGCUUUUUUCCUUCGAGAACUUGUGAAAUGUUUCUAUGCUUUAGUGAUUUAUUAUACUUGUAAUUCAUUUGUAAAUAGCCGGGCGGGUAGCUGGAUGUUUCGGUGCGAUUGAAUGAUCACGCAGAUUACGCAUUGUAUCAUUAGCAAACAUUCUUUGUACGUUUAUGUUCUUUCACAAUCUCUGUACUUUAUUUCCCUUUGUUGGGCUAUGUAAAUGAAUAUUGGACUCGAGUAAAGUAUAUGCAUCUAUUUGCCUUUUUUU